Yarrowia lipolytica CLIB122 is the source of this 969-nucleotide messenger RNA. RefSeq lists its product as uncharacterized. Gene Ontology annotation, biological process: carbohydrate derivative metabolic process. Gene Ontology annotation, molecular function: carbohydrate derivative binding. The record is from RefSeq and is a predicted model, not a curated record. Lineage: Eukaryota; Fungi; Ascomycota; Dipodascomycetes; Dipodascales.
AUGAUGUUCGACACCUUCUCCCCCAUCACCCCACCCAGCGAGGCUGCACCCAACGCCGUCCUGGCCUCGGCACAAACCGUUCUUCGAGCACAGGCUGCCACUAUAGCCCACAUCACCGACCUCUACGAUACAGACCCCGAGGUGCAACAGCAGUUCGCCAAGGGCAUCCAAUACCUGCACAAUGCCGUGGUGGGCGGAAACAAGGUAGUCCUGACGGGAAUGGGCAAGAGCCACAAGAUCGCAUGCAAGCUCUCGGCCACCAUGAACUCGUUGGGCAUGCAUGCCACUCCCUUGCACCCUACAGAGGCCCUUCAUGGUGACCUGGGCAUUGUCAAGCCCGGAGACGUGGUGGUGAUGAUCACCGCCUCAGGAAACACCCCCGAGCUCAAACAGCUACUGCCGCACCUCGACGCUACACUGCUGACUCUCACCUGUGAGCCCAACUCGUCUCUAGGCCACCUGUCACAUGCCGUCUUCGCCUGUCCCGUUCCGGAUUCCCACAAGGAAAAGAACAUUUACGGAAUGGCCGCACCCACAACUUCGACUACGGCAUGUCUUGUGGUCGGAGACUCCAUUUGCAUCGCUCUUUGUGAGUCUCUCCAGCUGGACAAGGCCGAGCGAAACCGAACCUUUGGCCGUAACCACCCCGGAGGAGUUAUUGGAGAGGCUUUCAAAAACGAGCUCCCUCCCGUGCAGUCCGUCUGCUCCUACUCCACCAGCUCACACAACGAAAUGUUACUGCUGAGAACCACCAGCGGCAACCAGUGGGUCGUGGUCGACAACACCUGGCUCGUGCCUACCCGCAACAUUCUGGGAUUGAUUGAUGCAGGUUUCACAGACCAGAUGGAAACGCAGAUCCGGCUCGAAGAGCUCGAAAAGGUGGACCAGAGCCGUCUGGCAGGAGUCCCUCCCGGUCAGCGGGUCGUGGUAGUCAAGGAGGACGAAAUCGUUGGUGUUUACGAGAGGUAA